Plutella xylostella (diamondback moth) is the source of this 2230-nucleotide messenger RNA. It is a transcript of the gene lmgA, whose product is annotated as anaphase promoting complex subunit lemming A. Gene Ontology annotation, molecular function: zinc ion binding; ubiquitin protein ligase activity; cullin family protein binding. Gene Ontology annotation, biological process: anaphase-promoting complex-dependent catabolic process. NCBI's taxonomy places the organism in Eukaryota, Metazoa, Arthropoda, Insecta, Lepidoptera, Plutellidae. Gene Ontology annotation, cellular component: anaphase-promoting complex. The record is from RefSeq and is a predicted model, not a curated record.
CGGCGUGCGGCCGGCGGUGCCCGAGCCGUGACUCGUGACGCCGCCAGUCCGCAGCGCGCGCUCGCGGGGACGCCCGCGUCACUCUCGCUCGCGACCACAACGAACACGCUCCGUACUAUACCGUCCUCCUUAUAGUAUCCCGAGAGGCUGUUCCCACCCAGCAGCGGCAUGCUGAUGGUACAGAGCAAUGCCCAGCUCCCCAUGAAACCCACCAAAGUGAAGGGCCCGCCGCCCGUGCCGCCGCGGCCCAACCAGAGCGUGGUGGCCGAGGCGCUGGCCAAGACGCGCAAGGCCGUCGCCGACUCCAGGGCCCACCUGAAGUCACCCAGCAGCUCGAAGGAGAAACACUUCGUCAAGUCCAAAACGUUGGAGAAGUCCUCGUCGCUAGACAAGCCCAGUGUCACGCCGAAGCAAAACGGACUAGCGCGGGUCAAGUCCUUCAUCCGGGACGUCAUCAGCGACCGGAGCUCCUCCUCCGAUGAGAGGAAAUCUAGUGGAACCAACUCGCGGAGAAGUUCUAGUGACAGUAGCUCGAUACCCACUUCCUCUUCUGUGAAAAAAUCUAACGAAUCUCUUAACUCUAAAGCCGUGAAAACAUGUAAACAAAUAUUAGUGCGUUCGCUCUCUACUUCGAACAAAUUGGAACAAGAUAGCAAGUGUAAAGUUAUUAAAUCGUCCAGUUUUGCCGAUAAAACUAUACCAAUCAGGAAAGCUCCUCCGCCGCCGCCAUCACCAAAACCUAAGUUAAAACCAAUAAAGCCUUUGCCGUUAAGACGAAACACAUUAGAGAAUAAAGUAUCCCCUAAGUCCUCGCCAGAAUUAAGUGCAUAUUCAUCGCCGAUAGAUGCCAAGCCACCGAAGACGCCCGUUGCCGACGCCCCCUACGCAACUGUCGCGGAAAUACAGGACUUCGACGACCGACUGAGAAACAGCCCGAGCCGGCAGGAUGUGAACACAAGCGACCCUCCCGCUAAGAACGGAACCACUACAAAGCCGGCCGCACACAUCAAUAACAAUAACAAUUCCUUAGAACGAAAAACCUCGCGUGUCACUGAAAUGCUCAUUUCUGAAAUACUAGCCAGCAGGAACAAUAACAAUAAGAAUGAAGCUAACGCAGUAAUUGACAAAGGGAAGAGCAAGGAAUUUAAUGGUGAUGGGCAUCUUGAGUCAGAUAUGCCUAAAGAUAUGAAUAAUCAUGAAAUGUUGAUUUAUGAGCUUCAAAAUAUGCGAUCUCAAUCUAAUGUCCCGCAGACCAUGGAGUCUCGAGAGUCCGUGGAGAAGAGCGACACGGACAGAUGUGAGGACGAGGAGGAUUCGGAGCCGAAUUACGCGCAGUCCUCGGAGUCUGGAGCCAACACUGACGAUAGCGGCGACCAAGCGUACGCUUACAUCUUAGACGAUGGCCUCAAAUCAAGGUUGCGUAAACAGUUCCGCGCGAUCAGUACGAUGUCUCUCCAGGGGCUCCCCCCGCUGCCCAAGAGCCUCAGCGGCUUCGCGGACUGCAUGCAGACGGAGUCUCCGCAGUCCCCCGCAGACACCCCCGACAAACCCCCCACUGACCUGGACGGCCAGCUCACGUAUCUGAAGAAAGAAAUGGCUAGCCUGAGACAGCUGGACCUGUCGCUUCUGUCGGAGCUGUGGUCCUUGUCUGAAGCCAUGGCGGCGUGGCGGCGACAGCUGGAGCGUGGGCCGAGACUGCGCCCCGCGCCGCCGCCGCCGCCACCCCCUCAUUACCUCAGAACCUAAGAAUUAGACUAGUGUAGGGUCCUGCCUUUGGAUGUCUAAAUGCAAUGUUGUAUUUUAUUAAAUCGCACGAAAAAUUAGUUGGAGGGAGGCAAUGUAGAUUUAUUUAUUCUGGCAACACUGAUGUAAUCUGGUGGGUGGUCUGUGGAUUCUUUUCGUCGGGUAGAAUGAAGCGGACCAAAUGAAAACAGGUCAUCGCGCACUUAUUAAACCACCUAUGAUGUCGGCAUUUACCCCUAAAAUUUAUUCCAAUGUUUCCAGUUUCUCACCUAAUGCAAUAAAUAAGUAAAUCUUUAUUUAAACCAUUUGUAAGUAGACGUAACUUUUUUUGCAUCCACGCCAUAGAUGUUACUGUAUUUAAAAAAUAUUAUGUUUAUCACGGACUUCUUGUGUGUAACAACUACUUGCGAUUGGUGUAUGUGUAUAUGUUGUGAGUGUGAAAUAAAAAUAGAUAUAAGGUUUAACCUAAUAAAUACAAGUUAUAACA